GCUGUGUCUCAGCUGGAGGAGAUGCUCAAUAAAGAGAUUAAGAAGCUGGUCGCUGAGUUUGAGCUGAAGAGGGUCCAGCAGUAUGCAGUGGAUGUGACUCUUGAUCCUGAUACAGCACAUCCUGAACUUAUACUGUCUGAUGAUGGGAAACAAGUGAAACAUGGUGAUGUGAAGAAGAAUCUCCCAGACAACCCAGAGAGAUUUUCUUGCUGUUUUUUUGUCUUAGGAAAGCAGAGUUUCUCUUCAGGCAGAUUUUACUUUGAGGUUCAAGUUAAAGGAAAGACUAACUGGGAUUUAGGAGUGGCCAGAGAGUCGGUCAACAGGAAGAAAAACAUCAGAAUGAGCCCUCAGUGUGGUUACUGGACUGUAUGUAUGAGAAAUGGAAAUGAGUAUGAAGUUCUUGCCGGCCCUCCAGUCCGUCUCUCUCUGAAGUCUCAGCCUCAGAAGGUGGGGGUGUUUGUGGAUUAUGAGGAGGGUCUGGUCUCCUUUUAUGACGUAGAUGCUGCAGCUCUUAUCUACUCCUUUACUGGCUGCUCCUUCACUGAGAAACUCUUCCCAUACUUCAGUCCCUGUAGGAAUGAUGAUGGUAAAAACUCUGCACCUCUGAUCAUCUCUCCUGUCAGAGUAAAAUAAUCACCAGUGUUGGGGAGUAGUAAAGUACAUGUAAUUAAACUAGUAGUUUAACUACAUUUUGCAGUAGCUUGCUGGACAUUGAUAUUUGCAUAUUGACUCAGCUAGUUUAAUUACUUUUUUGCCAUUUUUCCUGUAGUUAAUUUUUGAAACUACAAACAUUUUUGGACCAUUAGGGGAAAGAAAUGAUUUUUCAUUUUUAUUUCAUCAUUGCUUUUCUGCUUUAAACGCUCAUUCACCACUAUUGGUCAGAAGUAUUGAUUAUUACUAUGUAUUAAAAAUACUUGAAGAAGUUGUUGCAUAUUAUUUUAGAAGUUACCUGGCUAACUGGUGCAACACCCCCUCCUGGACUCUAGUUUCUGAGGGCAGCUGUCUGAGUUACAGAAACCCAAAGCUGACAUUCCUGUUACUCUCCUAUGAAUAGUGGAGGAAAACACAAGCAGUGGUGAAAAGAACAGUAUGUCAGUUGGAGAUGGAGGGAUCACAGCCAAAUCUUUUGCAAAGAUACAGAGUUCAGAUAAUCUGUCAGAAGAAGGGAAAGGAUAGUGAGUCAGAGUCCAGGUGUGUUAAACAGGAAGGAAGUAACAGAUGAUGUAAUUGAUGAACCAUUCACUUUGGCAGAGAUGUAGAGAGCAAUAAACAAAUCAAGACCAACCUCACCAGGGGAAAAUCAGCUAUGCUAUGUUAUGCUAAAGCACCUAGGCGAAGGGGCACUCUUGAAGUUGCUGCACUUUUAUAAUGAGUGUGGGAGGAGGGAAGAUUACCAUGUGCGACCUUUACCAUUAACCAAGCUGAGUUUGUAUCCCAUCACACAGGCAGCAUGUUAAUCUGACACUUUCAUGUCUUCAACUCUGCAUCAUGACACAAACUUUAUGUGGAGAAUAUCUAUUUAAACCUGUGUUAAACCCACAGACAUUUACUCUCACUGACAGAAGAAAUCACUGUUUGUAAAGACGCCAAAUAUGUCAGGCUGCAGUUUGACUUUGAACAAAUUUUUCUUUUAGAUUUUUUUACUUGAAUGUUUUGUCUGGGAAGUGGUUUGA
Epinephelus moara (kelp grouper) is the source of this 1673-nucleotide messenger RNA. Its product is annotated as zinc-binding protein A33-like. The transcript has a single exon. Lineage: Eukaryota; Metazoa; Chordata; Actinopteri; Perciformes; Serranidae. The coding region runs from base 22 to 633 and encodes 203 amino acids. The record is from RefSeq and is a predicted model, not a curated record. Gene Ontology annotation, molecular function: protein binding.